GGUUAUUACCAUCAAGACGCGUAUGGAAGGCCGAAUGGCAACAUCUAAAGGGACUUGAGUUGGCAGAUCCCAGGUACGACGAGCCAAUKCCAGURGACAUUUUACUCGGCGCUGAUGUCGUUCCCUAUGUUACUCGAAGUGGUCGUAGAGAAGGUACAGGGACGGAGCCGGUUGGGCUUGAAACUGUGUUUGGAUGGACACUUAUGGGAAACACUGGAGCUACAACCAUGGAGACAGCCAACACAUUCGUAACUGCAUUGGAGGAGAUUGAUUCAACACUACGUCGUUUUUGGGACCUGGAGGAACUACCAAAAAUCCAGCAUCAGACCCCCGAAAACAUAAAAUGCGAKGAGUUAUACACCGCCACAACUACAAGAAAACCAGAUGGUCGAUACGUGGUGCAUCUUCCAUUCAUACAAAACCCACCACAUCUAGGAGAGUCCCGAGCGAUGGCCACGCAGCGGUUAUACAAACUCGAAAUCCGACUAGAGAAGUCUGAAGAACUCCGUCAGCAAUAUAAUGUAGCCAUGCGAGACUAUCUCGAUGCAGGUCAUAUGAAACCAGUUGACUCAACUGAGACUAUGACUUCACACUCCUACUAUACUCCACACCAUGUAGUACUUAAGCCCGAGAGUUUAACUACCAAAGUACGGGUGGUGUAUGAUGCGUCUGCAGUUACUUCCAAUGGAAAAUCUUUAAACGAUUGUCUAUUUCCUGGACCCAAACUUCAGCAAGACUUAUCGGGGAUUUUAGUACGAUUCCGAUUACAUUCCAUAGUUUUCACUGCAGAUAUAAGGAAAAUGUUUCGCCAAAUCGCUAUCACUGGCGAACACCAUGCAUAUCAGCGACUUCUAUAUCGUUUUCAGCCUACAGAUCCAGUGCAAGUGUUUGAAAUGACAACCGUAACGUUUGGACAGCGUUCCUCGCCCUUUUUGGCCAUUCGAACCCUCCACCAAUUGGCUGCGGAUGAAGCCGCAACCCAUCCAGAAGUUCAAAAAGUAAUACAUACCGAUCUUUACGUGGAUGAUGUAGCAACUGGAACGAAAUGUGAAGAAUCGGCUCUUCAACUGCAGCAAGAUUUAAUUAACGUGUUAAAGCGAGGAGGCUUUGAUCUACGAAAAUGGUCUAGCAAUUCCAUUGCUCUGCUUGAAUCUGUACCACCCGAACACCGACAAACCGAGGCAGUGACCUUUGAUGAGCCAACAUCAGACUAUACAAAAGUACUUGGGUUAAAGUGGGAACCCAAAAAUGACACGAUAGCUUACCAGUAUCAACCUAACCCGGUGAGGUAUAGUAAACGAGCGAUUUUGUCCGAGAUUGCUCGCAUCUAURACCCGAUAGGUCUUUUGACGCCGGUAAUAACCAACCUAAAACGGUUAAUGAAGUAUUUAUGGGCACUAAGAAUUGGUUGGGAUGAGGAUCUGCCAGUAGUGGCCAAGGAUGCUUGGACAAGAUAUCACGAUGAGUUGCCUUUUAUUGCUUCAGUAUGUGUAGCCCGGCGGAUUACCGUCGAGGAUGCUAACUACGAACUCCAUGGAUUUUGCGAUAGUUCGGAGAGUGCCUACGCCGCCGCUGCUUACCUUCUAGCACGCACAUCUAACGGUCAGAUCCAAGUUCACUUAUUAAUGGGAAAAUCUAAAGUGUCUCCGGAGAAGAAACUGUCGAUUCCUCGACUUGAACUUUGUGGGGCACUACUAUUAGCACGUACGAUCGAUUAUCUCCGUUCUAACCUGAAGUCAUUACCGAUUAACCAGUACUAUGCUUGGACCGACUCUAUGGUGACUCUUGCCUGGAUCAAUACACCAUCAGCUAAUCUUAAAACUUUUGUUGGUAAUCGGGUUGCGAAAAUCCAAGGACUUACUUCACAAAAGAUAUGGAG
Molecule: messenger RNA, 1879 nt
Organism: Diuraphis noxia (Russian wheat aphid)
Lineage: Eukaryota; Metazoa; Arthropoda; Insecta; Hemiptera; Aphididae
Biological process (GO): DNA integration
Molecular function (GO): nucleic acid binding
Source: RefSeq, a predicted model, not a curated record